Amaranthus tricolor (Joseph's coat) is the source of this 2488-nucleotide messenger RNA. RefSeq names its product putative glycerol-3-phosphate transporter 4. Bases 305 to 1900 code for a protein of 531 amino acids. The transcript has 4 exons. The record is from RefSeq and is a predicted model, not a curated record. Gene Ontology annotation, cellular component: membrane. Gene Ontology annotation, molecular function: glucose 6-phosphate:phosphate antiporter activity. Gene Ontology annotation, biological process: phosphate ion homeostasis; transmembrane transport. Lineage: Eukaryota; Viridiplantae; Streptophyta; Magnoliopsida; Caryophyllales; Amaranthaceae.
CUUUUCUCUUCUUGUAUACCUUCUCUUCCACUUUCUUCUCAUUCCCGCCAUCGCCGUUCUCCCUCUCAUCCUCUCCUAUUCUAUCUCUCCCUUCAUUAACCCUAGAAAAUCGACAUUCUUUUCCUAAUCCUUCUAUCUUCCCUAAAUUUCUGACGACAUCUCUGAAGUAAUCGGCAGUCAAUUUAGGAGGUUAAUGCUCUGAAAUUAUCGCAGCAAUGGCUUCUUGUUUCAGAUAAUUAUUGCAAUUUGUCUCAUAGUCGUUUUGUUUUUGAUUAAUCGGCUUUCUUUAUUAUCAAGAUUCAGGAUGGCUCAGGGCUUCAGGGGAACUCCACCUGGGAUAUCUCUUAUAAGAAGUUUCAGAGGCAAAGAUUGGAGUUUUACUUCAUACAGAUAUGCUGUUCUUCUGAUUACUUUUAUUGCAUAUACUUGUUAUCAUGCUUCCAGAAAACCAAGUAGCAUAGUCAAGAGUGUUCUGGAUCCUGAACGAAACAAAUCUUCAGUUUCAAAAUUCUGGCCUGUUGGAAAUGUUCUCAUCAGGGAGGAACUUUUUGAUAGUAAUGUAAACAGCUCAAAUAAGGGAGGCUGGGCACCUUUUGAUGGGAAAAGCGGGAAGUCGAAAUUGGGAGAGAUUGAUGUUGCAUUUCUUGCAUGCUAUUCCAUGGGCAUGUAUGUUGCUGGGCACUUGGGGGAUAGUCUAGAUCUUCGUCUAUUUUUGACUUCUGGCAUGAUUGGUAGUGGCAUAUUUGUUGCGCUUUUUGGCAUGGGUUACUUCUGGAAUAUCCAUGCCUUCUGGUUCUUUAUGCUAAUGCAAAUGAUAGCUGGAUUAUUUCAAGCUACUGGUUGGCCAUCUGUGGUUGCUGUCAUCGGUAAUUGGUUUGGCAAAAGAAAGCGGGGUUUGAUAAUGGGUAUCUGGAAUGCUCAUACAUCUGUAGGGAAUAUUACUGGGUCCCUUCUAGCUGCUAGUGUUUUGCAGUAUGGAUGGGGGUGGUCUUUCAUAGCUCCAGGAGCUUUUAUCUUUCUGGGAGGUAUUUUGGUAUACCUGUUCUUGGCUGCCUAUCCAGAGGAUGUAGGUUUCCCUUGUCCUCAUGCGUUGGGAAAUAAUGUAGAGACAGAACCGAGUAAGCUGGAAGCACAGAGCCAUAAAGUUGAAUCGAAUGACUGUCAAACAUAUAUUACUCCUCAAUUUUCUUCAACAUCGAGGAAAAGUGUAGGAUUGUUUGAAGCAUGUUUGAUACCUGGGGUAAUACCAUUUGCCUUGUGUCUCUUCUUUUCAAAGCUUGUGGCGUACACUUUUCUAUAUUGGCUACCAUUUUAUCUUAGUCAGACAGCAAUUGGUGGAGUUUAUGUAUCCGUGAAGUCUGCAGGAAAUCUUUCCACUCUCUUUGAUGUGGGGGGCAUAGUAGGUGGCAUUUUGGCAGGCUAUCUCUCCGAUAAACUUAGUGCUAGAGCUAUUACUGCAGCCACAUUUAUGUUUCUUGCAAUCCCUUCAAUGCUCCUGUAUCGCUUUUACGGCGGUGUUUCCAUGACUUCGAACAUUGUCUUGAUGAUGAUUGUUGGGAUGUUUGUCAAUGGACCAUAUGCACUCAUAACGACUGCAGUUUCUGCAGAUUUGGGUACUCACAGAUCGCUGAAAGGAGAUUCUCGCGCUCUGGCAACUGUGACUGCUAUUAUUGAUGGUACAGGAUCAGUGGGUGCAGCAUUUGGUCCACUUCUCACUGGAUUUCUUUCGACCAAGGGAUGGGAUGAGGUGUUUUUAAUGCUUAUGGCCGGAGCCUUAAUUGCUGGCCUUCUGUUGUCACGGCUAGUGAUAACAGAAAUCCAUGAGAUUUUCGAAAGGAUGCAAUCUAAUCGUUCACAAAGAUUUGCUGGGUCUGUAUCUCAACCCCUUCUGGUGACCUAAGUUGAUUCAUUGGGUGUAAGAUGCGUCUCUUUAGACCGCGGAAAUGCUGUUUAUGAUCAAGAAGUAAGAACACUAUACUGCAGCAAUGUUUCAACCACUUCAUUUUAUGAAUCGGUUAAUCGUAUUACUUAUACAUGCAAGCUACAAUUUUGAACUAUGUGGUGUGUUGCCUGUUCUACGGCUAGCUGAUAAAGAGGAUCAAAGGUCUUCCUUCAGUUUGAUAAUUUAUUUGUCAUAUGUAUAUCAACGUAGCAGGAUUUUAUUUUUCUUGUGUGUGGUCGAUCAAUGUUUCGGGUUUGGUUAUUCUACAUACCAAGGUUUUUGUGCUUCCGGUUCUUAGAGUUUUGCCUCAGUUUCUUCUACCUAAGAAUGCAGAUACCUUGUACUUUUCCAAGUUAGAUCAGAUUAGUCCUUUUUAAUUAAAAAAUUCAAUCCCCGUCAAAGAGUUGUUUAAUUUCUGUUGGAUUUUGCUACAGCUAUAGAAAUGAAUGUACGUAAUGAUGAACAGAAUCUUCAAUUUAAGUGGGGUUAUGCUUUGGUACAUGGUCUAUUUAUAUUAACAACAAUGCCUAAGCCUUAAUUCAAAAA